ACGUGUUCAGCUCAACUCUGAAGCCCGUCCCAUCCCCUGCAUAUCCAUACCAGUUCAAAGGAGGAGGCGUGGAUAGGACUUUUGUUACCUGCAUUAGAGUACCUGCAGCUACAUGGAAAGAAUUUAAGAUGUCGUCAAGGGAGAGGAACUGCAACCGAAGUGUCACGGCUUCAAUACAGACGAGAUUCUAUUGAAAAAGAGGACAUUGCACCGGGUGUAAAUGUACCUGGCGCUAGCAAGAACAAGUGAGAAUACAUAACUUGCCCUACUUUGAUACAAAGGACGAAAUAUAAGAACGCUUCACUCGAGAACUCAUCUUUCUCCUCGAACCCUCUCUCUCACUCUCAUAAGUGUUUCGUUUUUUAACACGCACGUUUUGGAUCAACAUCACUCUGCGACUCUCACCUGUGACGCGUUGACAAUGGAUUUCAGACGGCUAAAUAUUUCAAAGGUGUUUAGAUUUUACAUUUUGGAAAACAGAAGUUACAGGCCUAUCUGCAUCUGGAAAGGUUAGGUAUUGUGGUGUUGCCAAUGUGAACGUAAGCGUGACCAUUUCAUUCUAGUGAAUGGCCAGUCCCAGAAGCGGUUAUGAUCAUGCACAGACCCCUCCGAAGGUGGAGUUUUUACGUCUUCUUGUGUUUUGGCAUCAUCUACUUAAGGCUUGGGGCCCUGUCUUCCGUGGUGGCAUUGGGUGCCAACAUCAUCUGCAACAAGAUCCCUGGGCUGGCCCCUCGCCAGAGGGCCAUCUGCCAGAGCCGCCCGGAUGCCAUCAUCGUGGUGGGGGAGGGCGCCCAGCUGGGCAUCAAUGAGUGUCAGUACCAGUUCCGCUAUGGCCGCUGGAAUUGCUCCGCCCUGGGGGAGAGGACUGUCUUCGGACAGGAGCUGCGAGUAGGUAGCCGGGAAGCUGCGUUCACGUACGCCAUCACGGCCGCCGGCGUAGCCCAUGCCAUCACUGCGGCGUGUAGCCAGGGAAACCUGAGCCAGUGUGGCUGUGACCGGGAGAAGCAGGGUUACUAUAACCAGGAAGAGGGCUGGAAGUGGGGAGGCUGUUCGGCAGACAUCAAGUACGGCGUUGAGUUCUCCAGGAGGUUCGUGGAUGCCCGCGAGAUCAAGAAGACCACGCGCCGGCUGAUGAACCUCCACAACAAUGAGGCAGGGAGAAAGGUCCUGGAGGAGCGGAUGAAGUUGGAGUGUAAGUGUCAUGGCGUGUCAGGCUCCUGCACCACCAAAACCUGCUGGACGACCCUGCCCAAGUUCCGAGAGAUCGGCUAUGUCCUGAAAGACAAGUACAACCAGGCGGUCCACGUGGAGGUGGUCCGGGCCAGCCGACUACGCCAGCCCACCUUCCUCAAGGUGAAGAAGACCCAGGGCUACCGCAAGCCCAUGGAGACCGAUCUCGUCUACAUCGAGAGGUCGCCCAACUACUGCGAGGAGGACGCAGCCACGGGGAGCGUUGGCACCCAGGGGAGGCUGUGUAACCGCACCUCGCCACACACGGACGGCUGCGACCUCAUGUGCUGUGGCCGGGGCUACAACACGCACCAGUACACCAAAGUGUGGCAGUGCAACUGUAAGUUCCAGUGGUGCUGCUUCGUCAAGUGCAACACAUGCAGCGAGAGGACGGAGGUGUUUACCUGCAAAUAAAGGGGCAUGACAUAACGGACCUACAGUACGGUACUAUAAUUGGGAGGGGCGUGGCAGGACUAGCUGGAUGACAAGGAAGACCCCCAGAGAAAAGAUAAAAGGACAUGUCUUGGAAUAGUGAGAGAUUUAAAAAUAAAAAGGAAUGGAAUGUUCAAUAUCAGCUCUUCAUGGCAUCGUUUUGCACAGCAGAAUAUAUAGGAGCUUUUUAAAAGAAAAGUGAGGGCUAAAUAUCAAUAGGUAAUAAUACUCAAAUCUUUGACUGACUGAGACAGAAUAAUGUGUGAUCACGUACUGAUGUAAAAGUUAGGACUACAGGAAGCAAAUGGUGCCUGGAUGGGAACUGUGCAUUGCACUCUGGAAUUUGUUGUUAUUUUUUUCACAGAAUGGAUUCUUCAUGGAACAGAAAGACAGACUCUGGAGAUGUGGUAGAAAAGGACAGUAACUGUUAAGGGAUGAGACUGUCCUGAGACUCUAAAAGUCUUUCAGUGAGAACUUUGAGUUUUACUUUCUUUUUCCACAGAGGGAGAGCUCAGAGGUGAAUAUUUGAGCCCCCAAACUGGAGGUGUAUCUUUUUGGAGCUGUGUAGACAUGAAGAACGCUGUGUAAGUGUGGUGCCUUGGGGCACAUUGAAAGUGGAGAAGUCUCUAUAGUAAGCCCUCUGCUGCCAACUGGAAUACGGUGGAGUAUGUUAGUUUUCCAGUCACACUGGAACUGUCUGUUUGAACACUGAAAAUAAAUUGUUUAUUUAUGUUAUAGUAUCUUAAAACAAAGCACUAACGGGUAGAAAUGUAUUUUUAUGUACUAAGUGUAAAAAUUACUUUUUAGAAAACUCUGACUGAAGAUAAUGCGUGUCUUUUAGAAUAUGGCCCCAUCCCACUAUCAAUCCCCCUUUUUCUAAAAUGGUUUCAUUGCUACUGGUGUGUUGACUACAUAAAACAUCAACAAUACAGGGUAUUUCACAUCACAAUCAAUCACAUUGGUUAUAUUUUGCUGUAGCAUAGCUUUUGUUUGCAGUCAUUUAUGCAGCAGACGUUAGGCCUACAUCCUGUCUGGGUUAUUUAGCAUAGACAGUCGCAAGAGAACUAAUCUCUUAACCGCAAAGAUCCUUCCUCAAUUAUUUAAACAUGAUAUUGCUGGAUGUAUUGUAGAGUGGUACACUGAUAUUAGUUUCUAUUCAGAAACGACCAAAAUUAAAAAGAAAUAAUCUCCCAUUUGACUGCUUUUUGAAAUUUAUUGCAAAGAAAAACAAGACUGAGAAUCAAAGAAAAACAAGACUGAUAGUCAGUGAGUGAAGUCUGCUGGUCGUGAGAGGAAAUGUUAGGUUUUAGCCAACAGUUUCGGUAAUUCACUGCAUCCAAAGCUGUGUUGGCAUUCUCAUCUCUAUUCAUUGGUUGUGGUUAUACUAUACCAAGUGUCAGGCUAUGUAGAGUUUCAUUGACAUAAACCAUCAGUAUACACCACUGAUCAAAAACAGUCAUUAUUUUCAGCAUCUUUUCAUCAUGCUUAAAGCUAGAAUACUUAGUUGCAACAUCCAUUUUUGGACUUAUAAACUAAUGGUAUAUACCCAUUGAUUUUUGAAGAAUAUAACUUGUAAAUGCCUCAUGAGCUUAGUUCAACUGUCUCAUCCUAUCAGAACCCCAAAUAUAAGCCUGUUUACUCCAAUGUUUGUAAACAACAUAACCAAACACUGUAUAGCCUUAAAACAUGAUUGAAACUAUAAUUUUGAUAUCAGGGAUGGUCAGUCAUUGCAUCCAUAGCUCUGUCUAUGAAUUUGAGAGUGGUUACAUUUCUCCAGGCCCAUCCCUCAACUUUUUCCCAAAACAGAGGCGGGUGACCACUUUGGUAUAGUUUCAACAGUCGAUUCUAGCUUUAACCUUCAUAUGUUGAUAAGCGAAUAUUUGCUUUCUGCUUAUUUGAGAUUAUGAUGACCCAAGGUUUACCUGUCAGAUGGGCCAGUUUCUUUCUUGGCUCAUUUUCUUGGUUUUCAUAAGAUAGACAGAUCUGUCAUCAUAGGUUUUGCAUAUUGAAUAAUAUUCACUCAAUUUAGGUGAAGGUGCUGUUUUAUGGUGGUGAUGAUGUAAAUCUAGUCCUUAAUAGUUUUCAACUAUGCUAUCAAUGUAAGUGCUACUCCAAUGCAAUACUAGUGUAAUUAACUGGAUAGUCUGCUGACUAAAGCUAACUAUUUAAUGUCAUCUAGAGCUGUAGCUGAGGAACGCUCAACUCUGUUCUCUUAUCCGCUUAUAUCCGUCUCGAUAUAAGAGAACGGAGUUGAGUGUUCCUCAGCUACUAGAGGUGCAGGUGUAUAAAAUGAAUAUGCGUUCUAAUUUUGAUUAAUACCACCGCAGGCCUGUUGCUAUUUCUAGAUACAGUAUGAACUCAGCAACAAGGGGACAAAAGUGUGAAAAUGAUCCAAACCAUCUCUCAGACAGUUUCUCAUAAUAUUACUAAUACACAUUUAGCGACACCAAAACAAACAAUAUGAAAAACUCAUCCUGAAUCAGUUAUUUCCAACCUCUUUGGCAGAAGACCAUACAGUUGAAGUCGGAAGUUUACAUACACUUAGGUUGGAGUCAUUAAAACUCGUUUUUCAACCACGUCACACAUUUCUUGUUAACAAACUAUAGUUUUGGCAAGUCGGUUAGGACAUCUACUUUGUGCAUGACACAAGUAAUUUUUCCAACAAUUGUUUACAAACAGAUUAUUUCACUUAUAAUUAAUUGUAUCGCAAUGCCAGUGGGUUAGAAGAUUACAUACACUAAGUUGACUAUGUCUUUAAACAGCUUGGAAAAUUCCAGAAAAUUAUGUCAUGGCUUUAGAAUCUUCUGAUCGGCUAAUUUACAUAAUUUGAGUCAAUUGGAGGUGUACCUGUGGAUGUAUUUCAAGUCCCACCUUCAAACUCAGUGCCUCUUUGCUUGACAUCAUGGGAAAAUCAAAAGAAAUCAGCCAAGACCUCAGAAAAAAAUUGUAGAUAUCCACAAGUCUGGUUCAUCCUUGGGAGCAAUUUCCAAACACCACGUUCAUCGGUACAAACAAUAGUACGCAAGUAUAAACACCAUGGGACCAUGCAGCCAUAAUACUGCUCAGGAAGGAGACGCGUUUUGUCUCCUAGAGAUGAACGCACUCUGGUGCGAAAAGUGCAAAUUAAUCCCAGAACAACAGCAAAGGACCUUGUAAAGAUGCUGGAGGAAACAGGUACAAAGGUAUCUAUAUCCACAGUAAAACCGAGUCCUAUAUCAACAGUCCUAUAUUGCCGCUCAGCAAGGAAGAAGCCACUGCUCCAAAACCGCCAUAAAAAAGCCAGACAAAGGUUUGCAACUGCACAUGGGGACAAAGAUUGUACCUUUUGGAGAAAUGUCCUCUGGUCUGAUGAAACAAAAAUAGAACUGUUUGGCCAUAAUGACCAUCAUUAUGUUUGGAGGAAAAAGGCGGAAACUUGCAAGCUUAAGAACACCAUCCCAACCGUGAAGCACAGGGGUGGCAGCAUCAUGUUGUGGGGGUGCUUUGUGGCAGGAGGGACUGGUGCACUUCACAAAAUAGAUGGCAUCAUGAGGGAGGAAAAUUAUGUGGAUAUAUUGAAGCAACAUCUCAAGACAUCAGUCAGGAAGUUAAAGCUUGGUCGCAAAUGGAUCUUCCAAAUGUACAAUGACCGCAAUCAUACUUCCAAAGUUGUGCCAUAUUGGCUUAAGGACAACAAAGUCAAGGUACUGGAGUGGCCAUCACAAAGCCCUGACCUCAAUCCCAUAGAGAAUUUGUGGGCAGAACUGAAAAGGCGUGUGCGAGCAAGGAGGCCUACAAACCUGACUCAGUUACACCAGCUCUGUCAGGAGGAAUGGGCCAAAAUUUACCCAACUUAUUGUGGGAAGCUUGUGGAAGGCUACCCAAAACGUUUGACCCAAGUUAAACAAUUUAAAGGCAAUGCUACCAAAUACUAACUGAGUAUAUGUAAACUUAUGACCCACCGAGAAUGUGAUGAAAGAAACAAAAGCUGAAAUAAAUCAUACUCUCUACUAUUAUUCUGACAUUUAACAUUCUUAAAAUAAAGUGGUUAUCCUAACUGACCUCAGACAGGACAUUUUUACUAGGAUUAAAUGUCAGGAAUUGUGAAAAAUUGAGUUUAAAUAUAUUUGGCUAAGGUGUAUGUAAACUUCCGACUUCAACUGAAUAUUGUUUGGGCCAAGUGCGUGUUAAUCCACAUAAUGUUAUAAGUCGGUGCUCAUCUCAGUUGCCCAUGUCAACUGUUCCACCAAAUACCCAAAGCCCUUGUUUGGGCUCUGACUCCCUGAAAUGGAACACAUGCUUUAUAUGUCUGGCCAUUGUAUGUAGAGGUUUGAGUUGCCAACAUUUAUAUAAAACAUACCCCUUAUUCAGAACUUCCAACCACCCUUAAUAUGGCGAUUGGCGAUAUGAAGGAAGCAUAAAUCAUUAAAUAUUGUAAAUACAUUAUUUUGUACACAGCACAUGUUCAUAGUAAUCUGUGCUUUGUUUGUCUUCGUUAUGGCACGCAGGGAAAAAAAGUGAAUUAUCUCUCGAAGCCCAUCUCCGAGUCAGACAGUCACAUGCGAGUCUGAGAGAGACUGAUGAGGGGAGGAUAAUAGUAAUAAUAAUAGUAAUAAUAAUAAUGUCUGGAAUGGAGUGAUCGGUAUCAAACACAUGGUAAAAAAUGUGUUUGAUACCAUUUAAUUCUUCCCUUUCCAGCCAUUACAAUGAGCCUGUCCUCCCAAAUUAUGCUUCCACCAGCCACAUGUGGUCUUGGGGCUUUGUGAAGGCUCAUUGGGAGUUCUUAUGUUGGGUAAUUAGAGUUGUCUGGCUUGGAUUGUCAGAGCUGCCUCUGAAGAUAAACCUUCUCACUCUAUCAUCUGAUUAACUGGUCUAACUCAGUCACCAUGCAUUGCCCAGGUUCCUGACUGCGGUGCGUCAAUAUAUCACCAUUUGAUAUGAGAUAACUUAUUGACGUCAAUAAGUUAUCUCUCAAGUGUUACGACCUCCUUUAUAUGUUGAUAGAGUACCAGUACAGUGAUUAUCUUAGCUCUCUGGACCCUCUCCAUACGCUCUGUGUUGGCAGCAUUGGCAUCCAGUGUCACUGGGGAAGUGGAGCUCCAUGCAAAUGACCUGUGCUGAAUAGGCAGUGCCUCAGUUUGCCUCUUGUUUCUGGACACAAACGAGAGUGUCGUUCUUUUGAGUGUGUUUUCUAGAUGGAUGGGAUGGCUGGAUGGAACAAGGAUGUGCAUGUGCAGCCGGAAACAGCAAGUGAAAAGAAUGGUUAGGAGAGAGAGGGGCUGGUGAAAAUGGGUUGGGAGAAGGAGAGAACGUGUGGGGAUACUGUUAAGGGAGUACAACUGUAGGAUUAACCUAUCAGUUCUGUGUGGCGGAGAGCAAAUGAUGUGAAUCACAAAUGUUUGAUUUGUGUUGCUGUCUUUUCCUCAACCGGGAUAAUGUGUUCUCUAAUGGUCAAUAUUCAAUAAGUUAAAUAAAGGUUAAAUAAAUUAAAAAAAUUCAAAUCCAAUUAAGAUCAGAUCAAAAAGUAAGAAUAAACCCAUAGCCUACUCAUCUUUGAACCAAUUCAUGUGUUGGUUAGUUCCCUUGUUCGUUGUGGAUGGUUAAAUCAACUUUUCUAUGGAUUCUCAUAUGGACUCUGAAAGUCAGUGAGCAAGACUUGGGUUUGUUUAUGUAGCCACAGCUUCAAAUUAGCAUUGUAGGAGCUAAGAAGUUCAUGUCAUUUGCUAGAUAGGUUUCUCAACUUAGUCGAUACGAGGGAACAGUCGGUGGUUGUAUUUUAUUAACGUUUUAUUAAAAAGUAUGGGAUUCCAGCAAAAAAAGAAAUGUGUGCAGCUACAGGGGACAAACAUAGGUACACGGUAAGGGUUUAAGAAUUUACAGAGACUCAAUGCUGUUGGAGGUACACGCACAGUCAUCUGCGCUCAACUCCAUAGAUGUGAUGUAGAUUGUGGAGUUGAGAAAAAUGUGCCUAGUCAUUUCCUAGUGAAGGACUAAUUUGGGUGAAUGUUGCCUUUAAAAUUGAAAACUUGGUAUUUUAGCAUUGACAAUAUGAUUGAUAUAACAAAUUAGUUAUCCCUGAAAAAUAAAGAAAAAUAAAAUAAACAUGAAAUUCACUUGGGCCAGCAUGUAUUUAAUAAAAUUCAGAUAUGAAGAUAUUACCAGAUAAUUUAGACAACAAAAUAUUGUUUAAUUUCUAUUUAAAUCCAAUUUUUUUUUUUUUUAAUCAAUGGUGUCAACAUUGCUAUUUUUAUACAUGACUAUGAGUCAAAAUCAACAUUUCCAUGGGUAUUAUUGUUGAGUUUUAUGGUAUAUUUGACAUGUGAUAUAUAUAUAUCUACAGCUUUGAAACAGACAAGUGUCUGUGUAUAUUUGUAAAGAUGAUGGGUGAAUUGGUAUAAAAACCACAAUAUUAAUGCAUAAUUACAUUACUAGGUAAUAUUUUGACCGUUGUACAAAAAGAGCUUUCAAAAUUACAGCUAUUGAAAACAAAUCUCGUAAAUUAUGUUUUUUUAUUAUGUGAAAAGUGUAAAUGGUUGCUGUGUGUUAAACUUGGACAACAUUUAGAAUCCAGAUCUUAAUGUAAAGUGGCGCUACAUAACUGUGAAAAGGGCCAUGCUACUUUAUUAAUUUAGUGGGGGCUCCCACUCCUUUAUGUGAAAAGCAUUACAGCCGGGCACCAGAGCAGAAGUAAGAUGUGUUUUGUUAGUUGUCUGAAACCCUGGGGACCGGAACCACAUAAGCUCCCCAUACUAUACCCUGGAUUGAGAAAAAUAAAUCCAUUUGUGUCUGACAAACAUUUUGUCAUUAAAAAAUAUGAGAUAGAAAAACAGA
Messenger RNA from Salvelinus fontinalis (brook trout), 8472 nucleotides. RefSeq names its product protein Wnt-7b. Gene Ontology annotation, biological process: cell fate commitment; canonical Wnt signaling pathway; positive regulation of JNK cascade. Gene Ontology annotation, cellular component: extracellular region. Bases 589 to 1644 code for a protein of 351 amino acids. The transcript is spliced from 4 exons. The record is from RefSeq and is a predicted model, not a curated record. Gene Ontology annotation, molecular function: cytokine activity; frizzled binding. Lineage: Eukaryota; Metazoa; Chordata; Actinopteri; Salmoniformes; Salmonidae.